AUGGGGUUUGGAUAUGAUUCGCUUUCAGUAUAUCCAGACACUCAAACUCCUUUUACAAAUAUGUACAAUCAAGGUUUAAUUCCUCAACAAAUCUUUUCGGUACAAUUACGUCCUGCACGUAACAAAACAAAUUAUGGUGGAAUAUUCGUCUUUGGCGGCAUCGACUCUAAUUUAUAUACAGGCUCUAUAACAUAUACUCCUGUAACUUAUAAAUACUUUUGGCAAAUUGGAAUUGAUGCUGUAGAAUAUAAUGGAAAAGCUGUUACGUCUUCUUUAAAAGGACGUAAACAACAGUGUAUAGUUGAUACUGCUACUGCAUUACUUAUUCUGGGAACAAAUGUAGCAAAAACAUUGCAUACAAGCAUGAAUGGAAAAUAUGAUUCUUCUUCACAAAGGUGGCAAGUUCCUUGUAAUUUAAAUAGCAGUACGAAAGUGUCGAUUAGGAUUAAUGGUGUUUCACUUCCAAUUAAUUAUCAAGAUCUUGUGAGAGAAAAAAUAAGUCCUGGAAAUUCUUGGUGUUAUUCUGGAAUAGCUUCUACUAAUAGCUCUGUGAGUAUUUAUUCUAAUAUUUCUGAACAUAUUUCUAUUAAAUUUCAAUUUCUCACACCAA
Molecule: messenger RNA, 610 nt
Organism: Dentiscutata heterogama
Lineage: Eukaryota; Fungi; Glomeromycota; Glomeromycetes; Diversisporales; Gigasporaceae
Source: the annotation of a GenBank genome assembly